Messenger RNA from Uncinocarpus reesii 1704, 1137 nucleotides. Its product is annotated as DNA-directed RNA polymerases I and III 40 kDa polypeptide. Bases 1 to 1137 code for a protein of 378 amino acids. Gene Ontology annotation, biological process: DNA-templated transcription. Gene Ontology annotation, cellular component: RNA polymerase III complex; RNA polymerase I complex. The transcript is spliced from 2 exons. The record is from RefSeq and is a predicted model, not a curated record. Gene Ontology annotation, molecular function: protein dimerization activity; DNA binding. Lineage: Eukaryota; Fungi; Ascomycota; Eurotiomycetes; Onygenales; Onygenaceae.
AUGGCGCCUCGUAUUGCUUCACCCGAAGAAAUCCGCAAACGAAAGGCAUGCCUUGUCCUCCCCUUCCUCGAUCGAGAAGUAGAUUUCCCCCUCCCGUUCGUUCCAGUAUCGCAUUUGCUAAACAUUCCGCCCCAUCAGAACCUUCAAGUUAUCUUUCACAAAAACGACCCUCUUGAGGCGUCCUUCUCCCUAAUCGGCGUCGAUGCCGCCAUCGCAAAUGCCUUCCGCCGUAUUCUUAUUGCCGAAAUCCCGUCCCUCGCUAUCGAGUUCGUGUUCAUUCACAACAAUACGUCCGUGAUACACGAUGAAGUUCUCUCCCACCGAUUAGGCCUCGUUCCGCUCAAGGGUUCGCUCGACGGUAUAAACUGGAUGACCUGGUUUAGAAUGCCCCAAGAAGGCGAAGAAGAUAGCGCCAGCGUAGCGAGUGAUCACAAUACCAUCGUUCUCAAACUCAACGCAGAAUGCACCAAGAAUCCAAACGCAAGUCCCGACGAAGAAGACCCCACGGUGCUCUACAACAACGCGCACGUAUACGCCAGGGAUAUUGUUUUCGAACCCGUCGGGCGUCAAACCACGUUUUUCUCAGGGCCAGAUGGAGAGAUUCAACCGUCGAACCCAGACAUUUUACUGGCAAAGUUGCGGCCAGGACAAAAGAUUGAUAUUGAGAUGCAUUGCAUCAAGGGCAUCGGACAGGAUCAUGCCAAAUUUUCGCCGGUAGCAACAGCAUCGUAUCGCCUCCUUCCGGAUAUUCAAAUAACACGUCCAAUACUCGGCGAUGACGCCGUUAAAUUCGCCAAUUGCUUCCCUCCCGGGGUCAUCGGGAUCGAACACGUGACGGCAGACGAAGCAGAACAGAAAGGAACUGGAUAUGAAGGACACAAGGGGGAAAAGAAAGCCGUUGUCGUGGAUCCUUUCAAAGACACAGUGAGCAGAGAGUGCUUACGACACGAGGAGUUCAAGGAUAAAGUUAAGCUCGGCCGGAUCCGAGACCACUUUAUCUUCAAUAUUGAGAGCGUGGGACAGUUUAAUAGCGACCUCCUCUUCAUCGAGAGCGUUAAAGUUCUACGACUUAAAUGUGCACGGUUAAAGCGGAAUGUGGCUGCACUGGCCGACAUGACAGAUAUAAAUCCGGUAUAA